Hemicordylus capensis (graceful crag lizard) is the source of this 4767-nucleotide messenger RNA. Its product is annotated as pancreatic lipase-related protein 2-like. Gene Ontology annotation, molecular function: triacylglycerol lipase activity; protein binding. The transcript has 14 exons. The record is from RefSeq and is a predicted model, not a curated record. Gene Ontology annotation, biological process: lipid metabolic process. Bases 3024 to 4295 code for a protein of 423 amino acids. Lineage: Eukaryota; Metazoa; Chordata; Lepidosauria; Squamata; Cordylidae.
UAUACAAGCCAGGUUGGCUCCCUCAUCCAUGAUCAAGUCAUGGAUGAUUUUGGUCUUAUUCUGAACUGACCUGGCAUUGCAAAGGAGCAAGGUUAGGUUCUGUGGGAAGCUGGAACUGCUCCCCGAGGCCAGAGAGCUGACAGGGCAGCCGGAAGUGGAAACAGUUACUAAAUUACUGGUUUGCCUUCCCCUGUAACGGCCAGCUGCUCUGCCAAUGCCAAUUCUUCUAUUCUCCACCACAACAGUAAUAGCUGCCCCAGAGCCACUGGACACAUACCCGGCAUCAUUCUGCCCAAGAGAACCCAAACACAUGACAACAAAGUCACGUUGCGGUUGGAUUACUGUAACGCGCUCUACGUGGGGCUGCCCUUGAAGAAUAUCCGGAAACUGCAGCUAGUGCAAAACGCAGCAGCGAGGGUGUUAUCUGGAGCUGCCCGUUGGGAACAUAUCACCCCCAUUUUGAAAAAGCUGCACUGGCUGCCGGUUCGUUUCCGGGUCCAAUUCAAGGUGCUGGUUUUGACCUUUAAAGCCCUUAACGGUUUGGGCCCGGGGUAUUUGAGGGACUGCCUGCUCCCAAGGGUUGCUGCCCGCUUGACAAGGACAUCUGAGGGGGCCCUGCUCCGGGUGCCGACAAUGAGGGAGGCCCGGCUUUCGUGCACUCGGGACAGGGCCUUCUCUGUUGCUGCCCCUAGACUCUGGAAUGCUCUCUCGGUGGCCAUUUGUUCCUCAGACUCCAUCACGGCUUUUAGAAAGCUUUUAAAGACUUGGCUUUUUACCCAGGCUUUUACAUGAUCGUUUUUACUGCGGCUUCUCUGUGUUUUUAUCUGUUAUUUGUUGUCAUGUUUUUAUGCUUGUUUAUAUGUUUUUAGCUUGAUGUUUUUAUUGCUUGAUGUUUUUACUGCUUUUAUUGUAUGUUUUAAUUUUUGUAAACCGCCUUGGGGUUUUCUUUUAACGAAAGGUGGUAUAGAAAUGUAAAAAUAAAUAAAUAAAUAAAUAAAUAAACAAAAGGCCUGGUACAGCCCAAUUUAAGGGAGGACUAACAACAUUCAACCCAGACCUCCAAGCCCACCUUAUAACUCCCUCCCCCCAGAUCCCAGACCCACACCAAAGGCCCAGUACCAAAGGCUGCCCCCCUUUGGUGGCUGGCUUUGGCGGCUGCCUACAGGCGGUCCGCUGGCGUGCCUUCCUCCAAUAUAUGCUGCCAAGGACUCCAGAAAUCUCUCCUCUCACAAGAGAUCUCUGAUCCUUAGGGACAGGUGGAACAAGUCAAGCGCUCAGGUAGAAGGCACAGGUGGAAUAGGGCAGCAAUCAGGCUGCCACAAGCUGGUCCUUCAGAAGGUCUGGGGCUGCAAAAACAAACCUUCUUGGCCGAGACAGAAAUGCACAGGCAGGGUGAGGCGGCUGUUUGUCAGGAGGAGUCAGGGAGAAGAUAGAAUCUACCCACUUCCACUCUUCACUCUCUCCGACCUCCCAGAUGCUCUAAGUGUGCCUUCCUCCAAUAUAUGCUGCCAAGGACUCCAUAAGAGAAUGGUGAAUCAAUAUAAUUUUAUGGAAACCAGAGAGAUACUCUGCUCAGUGGAAGAGUGCAUGUUUUAUAUGCGUAUAAUUCCAGACUGAAUCACCCAUCAAAUAUUCAGGGAGGGUAAAAUGAGGCAUUACUUUAAGCAUGCACUAUGCAGCUUCAAACUUGUUUUUCUCUAUGUAAAAUAGUGUGUGCAGGCCAGGCAGAUCCAGAUUGGGGUGGCAGGUUUAAACCUUUGCCCUUCCCAUGGUUCCAGUCCAGACUGGACUCUCUCUUGCACUGUUUGACCUGGGGAGAUCUCAUUGACACUAAUCCAGAUUCAUCCUCCCCACAAACUAUUUUACAAAGAAGAAACAAGCAUGCAGCUGCAUAGUGCCGGCUUAAAGUAACGUGUCUUUUGAUCCUCAAUACAAGGUCUGGGAAACUACAUUGGCUUAAGACUCUGGAGAGCUUCUACCAGUCAGAGUAAACAAUACUGAACUAGAUAGCCAAGGGCUUCGGUUGUGUGUUGUGUGUGUGUGUGUGUGUGUGUGUGUGUGUGUGUGUACACACACACACAUAUAUACUGACUAACAAUUACACAACUAGUAAAAAUUGUACAGGAGUAUAUGUUUAUUUAACAUAUUUAUAUACCACCCCAAACCUGCGUCUCUGGGCGGUGUACAACAAAAACAAUGCAAAUUAAACACAAUUUUAAAAAUGAUUAAAACAUUAAAAUCAUUUAAAACCCAACAUUAAAAACCAUUAAAACUAUAAACCGAAUUAAAAGCCUGGGUGAACAAAUGUGUCUUCAGUGCCUUUUUAAAAGUUGCCAGAGAUGGGGAGUCUCUUAUUUCAAUAUCUCAUUGAAGUUUCACCACAGCCAAACACUGAGGUAGGGGACUGCGUGGGCCCAAGUUAAAGAACUCAUUACUCACAGGAGAAGCAAUGGGUAAUUCCAAACUUUCUUUUCCCCUGAGGCAUGCUUCAUAAUUCAAAUGUAAUUCAUAUCUUAGAUUAUCUUUUGUAUAGACGAUUACUUCAGGAAGUUAUAAACAAAAUGCGACCUCAAUGAGUGUAAGUUCAGCAAAUUCAAGCCAAAGGAACCAGAGACAUAAGAUGAGCCUAAGUAUUACAGUAACAUACAACACACCCACAAAUGCAUAAUUAGAACCCAUUGAUAGCAUCCACACCCACCAGGAACCUUGUUUUGCCAUUGUAUCUAUGCGCUUCUAAGUCAGGGAAGAGAGGAGGGAACAGCACGGCAGCAGCAACAGCAUAAUCUGAGGAUUUUACAGCAUAAAUAGAAGCUGAAUUUAAAAUGUAAUGCUGUGAGCCACCCCGAGCAGUAGUGAACUGGAGGGGCGAGAUUACCAAAGUCUGGAUUGCUGCCCUUUUUUUCUUUGGCACAGGACAAGCCAAUGAAGUCUGCUAUGAAAGGAUUGGCUGCUUUUCUGAUAAACCGCCUUGGUCAGGAAUACCUGGGAGACAACUGUUGCCCUUACCUGCGUCUCCUGAAAGUAUGAAUAUCACCUUCUCUCUUUUCACCAAAGAGACUGGAAAUAUGUCACAAGAAAUAUCAGCCACCAAUAUAUCAACUAUCCGAAACUCUUAUUUCUCUCCAUUAAGGAAAACACGCUUUGUUAUCCAUGGAUAUACCAGCACUGGAAAAUACGGUUGGGUGGUGGAGCUGUGUUUGCUGCUGGUGAAGGUGGAAAACAUAAACUGUAUUGCUGUUGAUUGGGAAGAUGGAGCAAAAUGCACAUACUUCAUUGCUUCAAGCAACACCCGUGUUCUAGGAGCUGAAAUAGCUUAUCUUAUCAAUACCUUCACAAAAAUGUAUGCAUACUGCCCUGCCCACAUCCACCUCAUUGGCCAUAGUCUUGGGGCUCAUACUGCUGGAGAAGCAGGAAGAAGACUUCGAGGUGUUAACAGAAUUUUUCCAGGCCUCGGCAGAAUAACUGGCUUGGACCCAGCUGGGCUCUGUUUUGAAGGUUUCCCUCCUAUGGUCAGGCUGGAUCCUUCUGAUGCUGAAUUUGUGGAUGUCAUACAUACCAAUGCUGGCAGUUUCCCCACUAUUGGAUAUGGGAUGGUGAAUGCAACUGGUGAUCUUGACUUUUAUCCCAACGGUGGAACAACUAUGUCUGGAUGUGACAAAACUACACCACUGAUAGAAAUGGACCCCGAAGGCUUUGUUAAAGAGCUUCGCAGUGUUGGAAAUUGUCACCACUCACGAAGCUAUGAGUACUACAGAUACAGUAUUCUCUUUCCUGAGGGAUUCCUUGGCUACCCAUGUGAAUCAUACAAAUCCUUUGAAGAGGGCCAAUGUUUUCCAUGCCCCAGAGAAGGUUGCCCAUUUAUGGGCCACUAUGCCGAUAAGUUCCGUUAUAAACGGAGGAAGAACAAUUCAAAGUACUAUCUAAACACAGCACCUGAAGAGCCAUUUACCAGUUGGAGAUACAAUAUUUCUGUCAAGCUAUCUGGAAUGAAAAAUGUCAGAGGAGAAAUAAACAUUGCUUUCUAUAGCAAAGAUGGGACUGGAAAGGACUACCCAAUUGUGAGUGGCAGGCUUAACCGGGGAGACAUCUACUCAAAGCUCACUGAUGUAGAGAUUAAUCCAGAAAAUGCUGGAAGAGUUGAAUUUCUUUGGCAUAAGAAGGCAUUUACUUUAUUAUGGGCUGAACUGGGAGCAGAAAGAGUGAGGCUAGUCUAUGGAAAGGAUGGGCAUGAGUCUUUCCUGUGUGGCAGUGGGACUGUAAGAGAUGAAGUUUCUCAAAUACUUACACCUUGUUGAACAAUGAAGAACUAAACUUACAUAUAAACUGUAAGAGUAAUGGAGAACAGCUUUCUUUACUCGGCCUGUAGAACACUUUGAAACAUUGCUGUUUUAAACCAAGAGCUGGGUCUCAUGCAGGGGCAUAACAAGGCUGGAGUGGGCCCAGAGACAAAAUUUUAAGAUGGGCCCCUUGCUGAUACACACACACUUCACAAUAUAGUCAUGUGACUUGCCUCUGGGGGGCCCCUCGAGGCGUGGGGGCCCCCAGGCAGCCGCCUCCCCUUGCCUAAUAGUAGUUACGCCCCUGGUCUCAUGAUCAGUGAGACCCGGUUUGUAAGAGUGAGCGGGGAGAGUGGGCUAAGCCAAUCCCCCAGUGGGAUUGGCCGCCCACAUGACUGCCAGCUCUGUGACAGAACUGGCAGGGGCUGGGGCUGGGGAAUUCGGGGGCCACAUGGCCCCCGGAAGCUCCAGUAUGCCCUGCACGAGCACA